AUGCGGUUUGGGAAAACCCUCCGCAAUGCGGUGUACCCUCCCUGGAAAGGGAAGUACAUUGACUACACCAAGCUCAAGGCACUGCUGAGGGAGAAUGAUGUCACUAAAAACGAAGACGAUGCGAGUGACUCCGAUGACGAUCAAUGGACCGAGCAAGACGAGGAGGCGUUUGUGCAGGAAUUGCUAAAUGUGCAAUUGGACAAAGUGAACUCUUUUCAAGCAGAGACCUCGCAGCAACUUCGCGAACGUACGACGGCAUGUGAAGCCAAAUUGCGACCCUUGGCGUCUACUGCGGAGGGAGACAGUCCCGCUCUCGGUGAACAGGAGAAGAGGGCAAUUGCAUCGGAAGUGCUCCAUGAACUCGAUAACAUCACCAAGGAGGUCAGUGCCUUGGAAAAAUACAGCCGAAUCAACUUCACUGGGUUCCUCAAAGCUGCCAAGAAGCAUGAUCGCAAACGAGGAGCCCGAUACCGGGUGAAACCAUUGCUCCAAGUGCGACUGUCGCAAUUGCCAUUCAACUCGGAGGAUUACUCGCCGUUGGUCCAUCAGCUCUCGGCGAUGUACUCUUUUGUUCGGGAAACCCUAAGCCAUGACAUCGUGCAACCAAAGGAGGCCGAGCCUGGGUUUGGCCGCGAAACCUAUUCUUCCUUCAAAUUCUGGGUGCACUCGGACAACGUCUUGGAGGUCAAAACCCACAUCCUUCGCCGUCUGCCUGUUCUUAUCUAUAGACCGGGAACUUCCAAGGACCUCGAUACCAUCACCGAAGACCCUACCAUCACUUCUCUGUAUUUCGAUAACCCCCAAUUUGAUCUCUACAAUCAGAAGGUCGCACGAGCACCGGAAGCCGGAUCUUUGCGACUGCGCUGGACUGGCUCAUUGAAGGAUAAACCUGCGAUUCAUCUGGAAAAGAAGAUUGUCACGGACGACGACGAAAGUCGACAAGUCAAGGUACAACUCAAAGACAAGCACAUCAAGGAAUUUUUGGACGGGGAGUACCGCUUCGACAAGAAGGUUCACCGCAUGGAAGAUUCCGAGAAUGGAGAGUCUGCCGCUGCCGAGGCCUUGAAAAGUGACGUGGAUGAGCUACAGUCAUUCAUCAAGGACAAUGAUCUGCAACCGAUGCUUCGGGCUAAUUACACGCGCACCGCCUUCCAGAUCCCCGGCGACGAUCGGAUCCGUAUUUCCCUCGACACCAACCUAGCCCUUAUUCGAGAAGAUGCUCUUGACAGCGAGCGUCCAUGCCGCAACCCAGGGGAAUGGCAUCGGGCCGACCUGGAUGAUGCCGACAUGACCUACCCUUUCAAUGGUGUCAGGACUGGAGAAAUCACCCGCUUUCCUCACGCCUUGCUCGAGAUUCAGCUUCGGGGCAAGGCCCACAACACUGAGUGGGUGAAGGACCUCAUGGUUUCUCAUCUGGUCAAGGAUGCUCCUCGCUUCUCUAAGUUCGUCCACGGAGUCGCCUCACUGUUCGAGGACCAUGUCAACAGCCUCCCCUUCUGGCUCAGUGCCCUUGAAGGCGAUAUCCGCCGUGACCCCGAAACUGCAUUCCACGAGGAGCAAGAGCGACUGGCUCGGCGCGCCGAAGAGGACAUGGCAGUGGGUAGUUUCAGGGGAGGCUCGGGCGGCAGCCCAGGUGUCCGCCAACUGGUGGGCUCAUCCUACCACCAUCCUUUCAGCGCAGGUUCCCCAUCAACCGUGCGACGAGCCUCGGUGACCGAACGGUCGGCACCACGCCCACGUCCCUCGAUCCCAGCACCCCAGCGUCGUGAGACUGAACCUAUUCCCGAAGUAGAGACGGAACCAGUGCCUCCCACUCGCCUCGAGUCUAUUUUCAGAACAUUGGGACUGUCUCCCGAACGUUGGCUUGGAACGGAAUCAGUCUCCCUACCGCCUGGUGUCCGACACCCCGGUGUCUGGAUCAAAGACUCCGGCCCCAUUCGUGUGGAAAGCAAAGUUUACCUCGCCAACCAGCGAACGUUUAUCAAGUGGCUGCAUAUCAGCAUUCUUCUGUCGAGUCUAUCAUUAGGUCUUUAUAAUGCUGCCGGCAAGCACAACCAGGUUGCCCAGGUCCUGGCUGUGGUGUACACUUUCUUUGCCAUCUUUGCCGCAGUCUGGGGAUGGUUCAUGUACGAGAGAAGGGCCCGUCUCAUCCGUCAACGCAGUGGAAAGGACCUGGAUAACAUGUUUGGUCCCAUUGUCGUCUGCAUUGGUUUAGCCGUUGCUUUGGUGUUGAACUUUGUCUUCAAGUACUCCUCGGUGCUUAAUCAAGGCCGCAACCACCCGCUUCCUGAUGUGCCUGUUCUAUCCCUCCCCUCUGUCUCUGGCAGUUCGGGGAAUUCAUGGAGCAACCCGAACCAGGCGCAGCAGGUUCUGUAA
Molecule: messenger RNA, 2376 nt
Organism: Penicillium bovifimosum
Lineage: Eukaryota; Fungi; Ascomycota; Eurotiomycetes; Eurotiales; Aspergillaceae
Product: SPX domain protein
Exons: 2
Coding region: 1-2376 (791 amino acids)
Cellular component (GO): vacuolar transporter chaperone complex; fungal-type vacuole membrane
Source: RefSeq, a predicted model, not a curated record